UCAAUAUUUUUCCAAGCUCAAUUAAUAUGUCUACCAUUGUUUUCCCCGACCACCAUUCAGCUGUUGCAGAUGCUGAAACUCUUAAGAAGGCUUUUCAUGGAUGGGGAACGGAUGAGAAGGCGGUGAUUGGAGUAUUAGGAAGGAGAAAUGCAUUGCAAAGGAAACUCAUAAGGCAAGCCUACGAGGAAUUGUACCAGGAAGAUCUUGUCAAGCGCCUUGAAUCUGAGCUCGCCGGAGACUUUGAGAAAGCUAUGUAUCGAUGGAUUCUUGACCCAGAAGACCGCGAAGCAGUUCUCUUGAACGUCGCUAUCAAGAAAAAACCGGUGGUCGAUUAUCGCACUAUCAUCGAAAUCUCAAGCAUUUCUUCGCCCGAUGAGCUUCUAGCUAUAAAGCGUGCCUACCAAAAGCGGUACAACCACUCCGUGGAAGAGGAUUUGGCUCAACACGCAUCAGGAGACCUGCGCAAGCUGCUGAUUGGAGUUGUGGGCACAUACAGGUACAAUGGCGAAGUUGAGCUGUGA
This is a messenger RNA of Salvia hispanica, 521 nucleotides long. The record is from RefSeq and is a predicted model, not a curated record. Lineage: Eukaryota; Viridiplantae; Streptophyta; Magnoliopsida; Lamiales; Lamiaceae.